UCAAGACGGGUCGCCCAAGAGAGCGCGAGAAUUAAUGAAUUAUUCAUGAAGCGUCUCGUCUCGCCCCGCCCAGGAAGGCCUUGUUGAUGAUUCACAAGCGCCGGAGGCGAGUUUUAGCCCGAAAAGGCGGUUGAGUCCCAGUCACUGGAAGGCGUCAACCGGCUGAGCAGCUGCACCACUUUACAUUCCUACCAGCAGUGUACAAGGAUUCCAGUGUUGCCACGUCUUCACCUACGCGUGUUACUUUCCAUCUUUUUGAAUAGCCAUCCUAGUUAGAUUUGUUAAAAGAAUCCUGAUACAUUACUAUCAUGGCCACUGUUCAGCUCUCUCGCUCUAUCAGAAUUCACAAGACAUCUAAGAAAACAGUUUUCCCAUCUCAAAUCACUAGUGAGCAUGAGUCACUGAUAAUGGUGAAGAAACUUUUUGCUACUUCUAUCUCAUGUAUAACGUAUCUACGGGGCCUGUUUCCAGAGAGCUCUUACGGAGAACGCCAUUUGGAUGACCUCAGUUUAAAAAUCCUGCGAGAAGAUAAAAAAUGUCCUGGGUCACUGCAUAUUAUCAAGUGGAUUCAAGGUUGUUUUGAUGCCUUGGAAAAGAGAUACCUUUACACAAAUCCUAAGGAGCCUGAGAAAGUGACUGAGAUAUACCAGUUCAAAUUCAAAUACACAAAAGAAGGAGCCACUAUGGAUUUUGACAGCAGUAACAUGAGCUUCGAAAGUGUGACAAACAGUGAAGAUAUUAAGAAAGCCAGUGUUCUGAUGAUCCGUAAACUGUACAUACUGAUGCAGAACCUUGGACCCCUUCCUAACGAUGUUAUACUGACUAUGACACUCCACUACUACAAUGCAGUGACCCCAAAUGAUUACCAGCCCCCUGGUUUUAAAGAAGGAGUAAACUCACACUUCCUGCUGUUUGAAGGGGAGCCUGUAAACCUGAAAGUGGGAAUGGUCUCCACUGGCUUUCAUAGCAUGAAAGUAAAAGUCACAACCGAAGCCGCCAGAGUGUCUGAUCUGGAGAACAAUCCCUUCCAGGAGAGCGACACGACCGAGAUAGCCCAUCAGGGCCUCGACUGCGAUGAGGAGGAGGAGGAGUGCAGCAGUGACAUUCAAAGAAUGAAUUUCGUGUGCAGUCAGCAAAGUUCUGAGAGAUCCAGAAAGAAGAGGAAGGUCAGCGAACCAGUGAAAGUCUUCAUCCCUGACAGAAAGUGAAACUUGGCUGCCUUUGCUACUUUUAUUCUAAAAUAAGUCCAUUUUGCAACAAGUGUGCAUGAAGUGUCUUAGUAGGAAAGUAAGUUUCUAUCACCAAAACCCUUUACUAAAUGUAUUGCUCAACUUUCUGUGUCAAUGCACUAAGUGCUGAAUGACCAGGUAGGACAUGGGUUCACUUGGCCACAAGGAAACGAGGUCACUAGGACUGCUUGGGGCCAGCAUUGCUUUGAGGCGGAGUUAGAGAUGAGACAUCCUUUAUAGCUGGAAAAGAACCACAGCAGCUCUUUGGAAGAGAAACAAGCUGUCCUUCUCAAGGGAAAGAGGGUUUUCUUUGCAUAAUUCAACUCCCCAGGUACUCAGACAACCGCAAAAGGUUUUAACUUGUUGUAACCUGUGUACUGGAAUCCCUCUGCAGUUCAUUAGAAUUCCCACAGAAUCACAUAGCGUGUGUGUGGCUGUGCUGAUCCAGGUGUGAUUUCUGUGUUAACUUCAAUCACAAGGUUAAUCAGCUAAGUGUUGGACCAAAAUGUAGUCUCCCUGUAGAGUUCCCCAAAGCCGGCCCUGCGCCGUCUUCUGCUAGCCGCCCAAGACGGGAACCGGCUGCAAUGCAGGAGCCUGGUUCCCUUCCGAGAGCCCCUGUGGCACACUUCCCCCAACCCAGACUUCAGCUCAUCAGUCUGUAACCUGCAGAUGAGGCCCCCAGUCCUCCCGUCCUUCUGGAAGAAUUCUAAUAGACUUAAUGAUUAGCAUCAGACGAAUAAUAAAUGUCAGUGUUAUGUGAAUUAUUUAUAUACCAUAAAAUUUAAUAAUUUAAAUGGAUAGGACCAACAAGUUAAAUGUUGUAAGUGUGUGUGUUUUCUGGUUAAAUAAAAUCAAAACACAAGGUA
Odocoileus virginianus texanus is the source of this 2095-nucleotide messenger RNA. It is a transcript of the gene HORMAD2, whose product is annotated as HORMA domain containing 2. NCBI's taxonomy places the organism in Eukaryota, Metazoa, Chordata, Mammalia, Artiodactyla, Cervidae. The record is from RefSeq and is a predicted model, not a curated record.